CCAGUCUGACUUCUCCCCCGCUUUCACAUCGUGUGGUAUCUGCCAGGAGAGCACAGCCGCUGGCGCGUCUGCGUCUUUGCAGAGGCCCUUCAGCUUCUCUGAACAUUAUUACACAGAUCCAGAGUACAGAUCCAAAGACCCCCCUCCUCCAGGAAGACCGCCCCAAAGAACGUCGCCACCCAUGCUCCCCGCCACUGAGACAGCUCCGCCGCUCUGCUCUGUGAGUUUGGAGGCUUCCUCACCCUCGGUGUACAAUAGAGUGAUUCAACAAUUUGGUUUCUUGGAGUCUCUGUUGAACCUGUGGGCCAGACCCCACAGCGGAGGCUGCAGGAACUGUCUUCUGGCCCCAGCAGCUCAGCUCUGAUUGAGUCCACGGAGCCCACUUGGCUUCAGGCUCGUGGGAGGAGCAUCAGCAAGAGAGCUGGAGGGCUGAUGCCCAGCAGGAACAUGCCAGCCAACUGGAGCUCUCCUGGGCCAUCCCUGGCUCGAGCUGUGGGGAGAUGUGACAACUCCUGUGAGGUCUCCGUGUCAUUCGAGGAUGUGACUGUGGACUUCAGCAGGGAGGAGUGGCAGCACUUGGACCCUGCUCAGAGACGCCUUUACCGGGAUGUGACGCUGGAGAAUUACAGCCACUUGCGCUCAGUGGGGUAUGAAGUUCCCAAACCAGAGGUCAUCUUCAAGUUGGAACAAGGAGAGGAGCCAUGGAUUUUGGAGAGAAAAACCCCACAUCAGAGCUGUUCAGAUGGGAGGUUUGGGAUUAAGACCUCACAAAAAAGAAUUUCUGGAAAAGCUUCAUUUCAUAGUGAAAUGGAGAGUGAAGAUACAAGAGAUGAUUCAUUGUAUUCCAUUUUAGAAGAACUGUGGCAAGAUUCUGAACAGAUAAAAAGAUAUCAGGAAAAACAGAGCAAACCUCUGAGUCAUGCUGCUUUCAUCAGUAAGAAAGUACUGAAUACAGAGUGGGAUUUUGAAUAUAAAGACAGUGGAAAAUUUGUUCAUCCAAGCCCAAAUCAUAUUCCUUCACAGAAAAGACCCCAUAAAUGUGACUCAUUUGGGAAGAGUUUUAGGCAUAAUUUGGACAUACAUAUUCCUGGUAAAAACAAUGCAACAAAGAACUUUGAUAAAAAUACUGGACAUGGUCAAGUUUUCACACAGAGCUCUUCUUAUACUAACCAUGAAAGUACUCAUACAGGAGUGCAAUUCUGUGAAAGUAAUCAGUGUGGAAAAGUCCUCGGUCUCAAACAAGCAUUUAGUCACCAUCUGAAACUUCCUGUUGGGAAGAAAGCAGAUAUGUGUUCUGAAUUUGGGAAGAUACUCACCCAGAAGUCACACCUCUUUGCAUCUCAGAGAAUCCACACUAUGGAAAAACCUCAUGAACUUAGCAAAUGUGUAGAUGUGUUUACACAGAAGCCACUACUCAGUAUAUAUCUGAGAGUUCAUAGAGAUGAAAAACUGUAUAUAUGUACUGAAUGUGGGAAGGCAUUCAUCCAGAAUUCAGAAUUAAUUGUGCAUAAGAAAACUCAUACUAGAGAAAAACCCUAUAAAUGCAAUGAAUGUGGAAAAUCAUUUUUCCAGGUGUCCUCUCUACUUAGGCAUCAGACAACUCACACUGGAGAAAAACUCUAUGAAUGCAGUGAAUGUGGGAAAGGCUUCUCCCUGAACUCAGCCCUCAAUGUACAUCAGAAAAUUCAUACUGGAGAGAGACACCACAAAUGCGGUGAGUGUGGGAAAGCCUUUACCCAAAAAUCAACACUCAGGAUGCAUCAGAGAAUUCAUACAGGGGAGAGAUCUUACAUAUGUACUGAAUGUGGGCAGGCCUUCAUCCAGAAGGCACACUUGAUUGCCCAUCAAAGAAUCCAUACUGGAGAGAAGCCUUAUGAAUGCAGUGACUGUGGGAAAUCUUUCCCUUCUAAGUCACAACUCCAGAUGCAUAAGCGAAUUCACACAGGAGAGAAACCCUAUAUAUGCACUGAAUGUGGGAAGGCCUUUACCAACAGGUCAAAUCUCAAUACUCACCAGAAAUCUCAUACUGGAGAGAAGUCUUAUAUAUGUGCUGAAUGUGGAAAGGCCUUCACUGACAGGUCAAAUUUCAAUAAACACCAGACAAUUCAUACCGGAGAGAAACCCUAUGUUUGUGCUGAUUGUGGGAGGGCCUUCAUCCAGAAGUCAGAGUUAAUUACACAUCAGAGAAUUCAUACUACAGAGAAGCCUUAUAAAUGUCCUGAGUGUGAGAAAUCCUUCUCCAAGAAACCACAUCUCAAAGUACAUCAGCGAAUUCACACAGGAGAGAAACCAUACAUGUGUGCAGAAUGUGGGAAGGCCUUCACUGACAGGUCAAAUUUCAAUAAACACCAGACAAUUCAUACUGGAGAUAAACCCUAUAAAUGCAGUGACUGUGGAAAGGGCUUCACUCAGAAAUCGGUCCUGAGUAUGCAUCGCAAUAUUCAUACAUGAAAGUAACCCUUUUUCUUACAAGUGAGAAAGCCUUAUCACAGAAGUCAGGUCCAAGUGUAUGUCAUAAAAUCCAUCCAAGACAGAUCCUAUAUGAAUACACUGCAUGAUAAAAAGCAUCCAUCAGCCUCUCUCCCUGAGAUAAGAAAAAUUAUUCAAAAGAGACCCUCUAAGAAUGCAUUGAAUAAAAGGGACUUUUCAUAUUUGCAUGGCCUCACAAAAUAUAAUAGAAUUCAUACUGGGAAAAAUGCUAUCAGUUUGAUGCAUUCAGAAAAGCCUCCCUAUAGAAAGUAUUAUAAGGCAAAUUGUUACCAAAUUCUUUAUAGAUGGAGUGAGCAAAAGUAUGUAAAUGACAGUCAUGUUUACUGUGUCAUAUUAAGCAAGGUAAAGUGGCAACAAAAUGAAAGGAAGAACAACAAAAUAAUGUAUUUGAUGUGUAGACCUACUCUCAGUUCUGUAGGGUGUUUGUGACAGAACACAUUACACAACAGGAGGAAUCAUUGAAUUGAAAUUCUUUUUGGAAUUUAAUAUAAUUGUGUCUGUCCAAUAUCUUUCCUAUUGAAUCCUCCUGUGAAUCCACAGUUUUAAAGUCAUUAUGGUUUUAUAUAUACACACAUCUGCAGAUAUAAUCUCACUUGAACACAUAAAUAUAAUCCUAUAAUUCAUGCUGGUUUCCACGACACUGUUUAUCUUCUUUCCUUGUGGUGCAAUGCAAAAUAGCCACAGACCUCUCCCAUCCUUUGCUAUGUUACUUUUUUUCUUUUUCUUUGAUUAAGAGGUAGAGCUCUCUCUACUCCUUGACUCUGAGCUUGGCCAUGUGAUUUGCUUUGGCCAAUGUACAUUAGCAAAGAGAUUCAAGAGGCUGGAGAAAAAUCUGCCUUGAGCCUUAUCUUCUCUUGCUGCUCUCUGGAAUUCUGAGAACUUCAUGUGAGGAAACUCAAGAGUCUUCUGCUGGGGGAUGAGAAACCACACGGAACAGAGAUGGGCCAGCACAGAUGAGUCCUCUUAGAACAACUGCCAGGCAGGAGAGUGAGACCUUCCUCAACCUCCAGCCCCUGCCAAACUGGCCCACACCGAAAGAGCUAUACCAGUUACCCCAGCCAACCUGAAGAAUUAUGAGAUACAUAAAAUGAUUAUUGUUUUAAGCUACUAAGACCUAAAAGGGUAUACUCGUCGGCAGGGGGGUGUGUGUGGGGGGAGGGUGGAUUAUACAAAACAUAAGACGUGGCAUUAGCUCUGGGCCUGGUGGCAGGUGGAGACUGGAAACAAUAAGGAAAACUGUUAAGAAAGGCUGGAAAAGAUGGCAGCUCAUGUUAUUUACUAGGGAAAAGAAUAGCAAAACAGCAUGCUCUGUGAGAAGAUAGAGAAUAUACCAAAUAAGCUUGUGGAGAAUGUUGGAAAUAUCAAUUUGCUUCUUUUUAGCUGCAUACGGUGAGGUACCAAAAGAGAGAUGAACUAAGGAAAUAACUGUUCCAUUUACAAGCAGAAUUCAGAAGAAAUACCAAAAAAGCCAGAACUUGCUGGGUUGGAAAAUAACUAUUUCUCACACAUCUCCAAGUCUCUCCAGCCAUCAAAAUAUUCUCACGGUGAAAAAUGGUCUCAGGGUAGAGAUCAAAUCAUGGAUGCGGCUAUAACACCUUUUGUUAAAAUGUGUGAAAUACUUAAGUUGGUGUUUGGGAGACUCUCUCAGCUAAACCAAAAGGCUUCUAAAAACUUCAUGACAUUGUCCAAUAGCCUGAGACAUUGCUAAAGUAGAGAGGGGCCUGUUGUAAAAAGAAUUGUCAAUGUGGCAUUUGGGGCAUGGACUAAAUACAAACAAGAUUCACAGAACACCUAUAAAGUCUCUAAUAGAGUUUUACUACCUCCGGGUUGGACUUAAAGGAAUUGAAACAGUCCAAAAUGAAAAGCAGCCUUGGACUACCUUCUCUAACUUCUAUGAACAUGAAGCAAACAGAGAAAGUUACUCAGCUGCCAUUUCUUAUGGGAAAAGAAGGAUGUCUCCGAGAGAAGACCCAAGAACAAUAUAUUAAAAUGGACUGGGAAGCUAUUCCCAGGUUGAACUGUGACCCAGUCAAGAAACAUCUGCCCCUGGAGCAGGGAGACCUGACAACAUUUGUUCUGUGCGACUUCAGAGUUGUUAUGGAACAGUGACUAAGAUGUGCCUCUUGUUCCUCCCUUCUUUUAAAUGAGAGUAUCUACUGCAGUUCACAGUCCCUGUCUCACCAGUGUGUGUGUGUGUGUGUGUGUGUGUGUGUGUGUGUGUGUAUGGGGGGGUGAUGGUCAUAUAACUUGUCAUUUAGCUCACAGGUCACUGGAUCAAGAACCUAAGAAAUUGCACCCAAGGAGCUUCAGCCACAUCUGAACCUGAUACAGAAGACCUGAGGUCCUGGAUUUGAGCCUGAUGCCCUAAUUUGGGAUGAGACAUUUGGAGGUCUUGGAAUGAGGGUGAACAUAUUUUGCAUGGUGUGGUAACAUAAAUAAUUAAUGACCAGAAGAUAGAUUGUGUUAGAUAGAAAAAUGUUACAAAUUUCUACCCUCUCUAUAUGUGUGUCCCUUUUCAAUAUUUUACUUUGUGUUUCAGGUGGGGUAAUUUCUAUUAACCUAUCUUCAGGUUCACGAAUUUUAACCCCUACCCUGUUCAAUCUGUUUAACCACUACUUCUGUUAGGGCUACUGAUGAACCCAUUAAAGGCAUUCUUCAUCUCAGUUAUGUUUUCUUUAUUUCUAGUAUUUCCAUUUGACUCUUAGAGUUUUCAUUUUUCUGCUGCAAUUCCCCAUCUGUUCAUACCUGUUGUUCACAUUUCCCACCAUCCUUUCUAACACAUUAAUCAUUGUUAAUUUCAAUUCCCUACUUGAUAAUACUAACAACUGGGUCAGCUGAGUCUGGAUUUUUUUAUUGCUCUGUCUCUUAAUGGUGGACUGUUUAUUCUUGCUGUUUUGCAUCUAAUAAUUUUUGGCUGAAUGUCAGACGUUGUAUGGAGGAGAGUAGAAACUGAGGUAAAUAAUAUUUAUUCCUGGAAAUAGUUAUGACUGCUCUUCUGAUAAAUCAUUAAGGGGGGAGGGGGUGAGUCCAUCUAGUCAGAAUUUGGGCUGGGUUUAGGUUUUGUUGUUGCUGUGGUACUUUCAUUGUACCAUAGACUUCAAAUUUCUCAAAUAUUACCUUGGGCUUAGGGUAGGCACUGGUUUUCCAGAUAAUUUUUCUCAAUAUUCUUGCCUUUAGGCCUUUCCUGUGUUCCUGCAUCUCAGGGAGGAUCUCUCUCCAUGCCCGUGUCUCUCCCUUAGUAGUAGACUGCUGUUAUUACUUGGGUCUCGGUGACCUAAUGAGUAGGGGUCAGGAGUUGUCCUGGGCCAACCCCAGUUUUAGGCAGGGACUUGUAUCCCUAGGUCUUGAGGGUGGAGUUUUUUUUUUUCAGUGAUCCUGCCCCUCCCCAUUGGUAAAUGGCCUUUAGUGGUCUCAGCUCAGGAUGAUUACCCGCCCUUCCCCCAUGAAUGGAAGAUUUUUUUUUUUUUUCCUUUUCCUUUUUCUCUAGCCACAGCAGAUCUGCACUUGUAUCCUGGGGGUGACUGGGUUUGCAUCACUUCCCCUAGUGGUUUAAGGCUUUUGUUCUGUAAGGAAGUAGGGUCCCAUUGGGGCUUUGUGGCAUUUCUCUAUCAGCAGCUGUCCCCUUGCAGGCCUCCACCACUGAGAGAGGCUUUCUCCAGUCUCCUUCCCUACCCCCAUUAUUUCUGGUGAGCAUCCAGUGGAGGUCUGUAGCAAAGAGCCUGCAAGUGAAGGCCGACUAUCCUUAGGUCUCCAGUUCUCGGGGGUUCUAUAUUCUCAUACUAUCCCACACUCAGCCUUUAAAGCUUCAUUAAAACUUCUUGCUGAAAUCUUACUGCUGCUAUGGUGGACCCAUCUUCCUUCUUGCUUUGCCACAGGUGACCCAGUGACAACUUCCUAUCUCCUUUGAGGCACUUGUCUUAUACAUCAAGCUAAUUGGUUGCUCUAUGGUCUUAGUUCUUUGAUGAGUUCAAGAAAAGUUAUGAUUUUGUAGAUUGCCCAUAUUUUUUUCUUAGUAUAAGAAUGGGAGCUAUGCUCUUUCCAGAUGUCUACAUCCCAGGCAGAAGACAGAAGUCUGGAUGGUCUCCUUUGGCCAUUAACAUCAGAAUAUAUGCCCCCGUUUCAAUGUGACUCUUCCACUUCACCCAUCAGGAGAUGGAGUCCAUUUCUCCAACCCUUAAAACUGGGCGUGGCCAUUUCUUUGGCCAAUG
Molecule: messenger RNA, 6698 nt
Organism: Mirounga angustirostris (Northern elephant seal)
Lineage: Eukaryota; Metazoa; Chordata; Mammalia; Carnivora; Phocidae
Gene: ZNF81
Product: zinc finger protein 81
Exons: 6
Coding region: 433-2451 (672 amino acids)
Biological process (GO): regulation of transcription by RNA polymerase II
Cellular component (GO): PcG protein complex; chromatin; transcription regulator complex
Molecular function (GO): DNA-binding transcription factor activity, RNA polymerase II-specific; RNA polymerase II cis-regulatory region sequence-specific DNA binding
Source: RefSeq, a predicted model, not a curated record